AUGGAUGUGGAUAUGCCAGCAGUGCCAACGCCAACGGUGAGGUCAGCUAUAACCGUGCCACGCCCUGGGGCAACUCCAGCACCACGAACCCCAGCGGCAACCGCCACUGCACCCGCUCCUCGUAGUAGCACGAGACCACCACCACCGUCCUCAACACCCGUAGCAGAACCUCAGCGCAGCCGAUGUCCCCUAUGUCGGCGCCCACACCGGCUACAACAUUGUAGCAUUUUUCGCAGCAUGCAGCCCAUGCAACGGCAAAAGGUCGCUCAAGCUCACGGGCACUGCCUGAACUGCUUGGCAACGGUACACACCACACAGGAGUGCACAUCAGUGACCCUAUGCCAACUGUGCAAUAGGCCACACCACACCAUGCUGCACCGGACCCCAAAACGGCCUGUAGCGCGACAGCUUGCCGCGAACCGGUCACAGCAGCCCAGUCGGCACCGAUGGCUAGUCGCUCCUCCAUCGUCCAGAGCAAGGCGAAAUGAAGCAUCCCCGCGGCGCCGGCAAUAUCGUACAUCAAACCGUCGCUCCACUGGUCUUAGUAGCGUUGUUGCCACGCUGCAGCAAUUACAGCGACUGCUAGGCUAA
Messenger RNA from Bactrocera tryoni, 591 nucleotides. RefSeq names its product salivary glue protein Sgs-3-like. NCBI's taxonomy places the organism in Eukaryota, Metazoa, Arthropoda, Insecta, Diptera, Tephritidae. The transcript has a single exon. The record is from RefSeq and is a predicted model, not a curated record. The coding region runs from base 1 to 591 and encodes 196 amino acids.